GGAUUCAGGACGUAACCUACCCUCGAUCUACCUCGUUCAUAACAAACCGAACAACCCGAAAGCAUUUCAGCUUUCGACCGGUUCCAUCCAGUACAUCGACAUUACCCCUGUCUUUGUCUUAUAACGCAUCCUCCCGCAAUGUCCAACUCGGAAUCCACCCCUGGCUCUGAGCGAAGAAACCUCUUGUUCAACCUGGUCAUGUUCACCAUUACCGGACUCGUGCUGGUGGUCUAUACGUGCACUUUCAUCUCGCACAUCUUGGCCGGAUUAGCGAGCAGCCUGACGGACGAGUUACUUUUGCUCGCUAUGAUCUGUUGCGCGGGCUUCUAUGGGAUCGCUCUGAAUCAAUCGUACCAGACGUACGUGCGUACCAACGGAUCAUCGUUCUCUAUCGGACCUUUUACUAUCCUAUCGACCUCGAUCCUCCCCUCUUCCGCGACCUUUGUCGCCCCUCCGACGCCCAUGACCACCUCCCAAGAGUCAUCCCAAGCGACUUUCGAGCGAUUCUCGCCGAAGAUGGAUACCCCUGGCAUGAUGUACGACGUGACGCCGCGUCAGAGCUUUGAUGCUACCGUCUGCCCGCCCACACCCGACAGCGUCGCGUCCAACCAGACCCCUAUGCUUGUCACCCCGCAUAUGGAUGCGCUUUACUACAAGUCGGCCGAGCAGGAGACUCCAUCGCGGAUGUCUGCCAAGAUCAACCGAUACCGACUCGGUGGCCUCAAUGGCGGGCGGGGCAAGCCAGGGUUCGAGGACGUCGAGAAGGGCCCUGAGAUGUACGGGCUCGGUAUGGGAGACAUUGGCAGCGACGAACCUCAGGGCGUCAGGCCGUAAAGUGAGGAAAGCAUCAAUCAGGAGCUCAUACGCGAGCCAUUCCCCUUUCCCACCUCUCCUCCCGUAACCCCCGGAACCCUGCCUUGCCUUCAAUAC
This is a messenger RNA of Filobasidium floriforme, 930 nucleotides long. RefSeq lists its product as uncharacterized. Lineage: Eukaryota; Fungi; Basidiomycota; Tremellomycetes; Filobasidiales; Filobasidiaceae. The coding region runs from base 139 to 834 and encodes 231 amino acids. The transcript has 2 exons. The record is from RefSeq and is a predicted model, not a curated record.